Cryptomeria japonica (Japanese cedar) is the source of this 1460-nucleotide messenger RNA. RefSeq names its product 3'-N-debenzoyl-2'-deoxytaxol N-benzoyltransferase. The coding region runs from base 53 to 1417 and encodes 454 amino acids. The transcript has 2 exons. NCBI's taxonomy places the organism in Eukaryota, Viridiplantae, Streptophyta, Pinopsida, Cupressales, Cupressaceae. The record is from RefSeq and is a predicted model, not a curated record.
AUUUGCUUGCUGAAUCCUUUUAGGCAAGUAAAGAGAGGAGGAUUCCAUUAGAAUGGAGAAGGAAGGCUUAGCAGAGUUUAAUGUGGAAAUUUUGGAGAGUUGCCUUGUGCAACCAUGCCUGCCAGAUUCGCCCAGAUCCACUCUAUAUCUCUCCAACCUUGAUAACCAGCCAGCUGCGAGAGUGGCCGUUAAUAUGUUGCUUGUGUAUGAGGGCUGUGCAAAUGUUUUGCCAGAUCCUGCAAAAACAAUCCGAUAUGCACUAUCAAAAGUAUUGGUGUAUUAUUAUCCUCUCGCUGGGAGAUUGAGAAAGAAAGAAGAUGGGAAGUUUCAAGUGGAGUGCACAGGAGAAGGUGUUCUUUUUGUGGAAACCCUGGUAGAUAAGAGCCUGUCGAUCCUUGGAGAUUUGGAGCAGCUGAGGCCAUCAUUUAAGCAGCUGGUUUUUAGGUUCCCUUUCGACACAGCUAUGGAGGACGUACAUCCCAUGGUUCUCCAGGUAAAUCGUUUCACAUGUGGAGGCUUUGUUGUAGGAGUGACUUUCUACCAUAUUUUAUGUGAUGGACGAGGGGUAGGGAAAUUUCUCAUAGAUCUUGGAGAGAUGGCUAGGGGGCAUGUUAAGCUUUCUAUUGAACCAAUAUGGGAUAGGGAGCUUCUUAAACCGAGAAAUCUAUUGACUCAAGACUUAAAAUUGCUUGAAGAAAAAAUAGAGAGUACAUCUCACUCAUGGGAACCUCCAUUAUAUGAAGAAUCAAUUCAAAUGUCUCUUAUUUUACACUCUGAGACUAUUAAAUAUAUGAAACAAAGAAUGAUUCAAGAAUGUAUGGACAAUUGUACUACAUUUGAAAUUGUUGCAGCUUUGAUUUGGCGAGCAAUGACCAAAGCACUUGAAAUUCCAGUUACUCAAAGUACAAAAAAUAUCUUUGCAGUAGAUGUGAGGAGAUCAUUUAGUCCCCCACUACCAAAUGGAUACUAUGGAAAUUGUUUUGUUAUGGCAUGUGCAGAAGCUACUAUCAAUGAUGUCAUGAACCAACCACUUUCAUAUAUAGUGAACAUUAUAAAGAAAACAAAGAUGUCACUAAAUAACAAGUAUCUUAGAUCAACAAUUGAUAUGGACCAAUUUCCAUCUAGUAUUAUUAGUGACCAAGCUAAUAUAAUGUUGAGUGAUUGGAGGUGGUUGGGAUAUAACGAAGUCGACUUUGGGUCAGGAAGUUCAAUGAAUGUAUUCCCUAUGCACUGGAAUGAGAAUGGAAUCAACGUGUCAAAUUUUUUUAUGUUUGUCCAUCCUCCAAAGGAAAAGGUUGAUGGAUUUAAGAUAAUAGCAUGGAUGCCCCUACAAAAAUUUCAAUUAUUUGAAAUGGAAGUAGAAGCCACUAUCAACCAAUGUAUUACAAAUGAUUUCAAAAAUCAAUGUAAUAGUUAAAUAUUUUAAUUUUUAAAUAAAUUAUAGAAAAUUCAAAACCAAA